Molecule: messenger RNA, 2400 nt
Organism: Dacryopinax primogenitus
Lineage: Eukaryota; Fungi; Basidiomycota; Dacrymycetes; Dacrymycetales; Dacrymycetaceae
Exons: 14
Coding region: 1-2400 (799 amino acids)
Cellular component (GO): nucleus; HULC complex
Molecular function (GO): metal ion binding; ubiquitin protein ligase activity
Source: RefSeq, a predicted model, not a curated record
AUGGAGACGAUAAAACGUCCCCUGGAAGAGGACUCCAUGACAGCGUCUCCCUUUCCAAAGCGCAGAGUAUUAUCAGCCGGUGACGGCUCACCAGUCCCUGUUGCAGUUGACAACCAUGGCUUGGACGUGGAGCUCUUUCAAAAGGAAGCAUUGUGGCGCCAGAUGAGGCAGUAUUCUAGGGAUAAAGAUCGAGCAGAGCGGAAGGUUGUAGAACUUAGGCACAGACAGGAAUCGACCGAGGCUGCGAUGGCUGCGAUGGAGGCAACUUGGAUCCAUCUUCUGGAUGUAAUACAGGAGCGUGUUGGUACUGGAAAAGACAAGUAUACUCCGGAGACUCUAUUGCGUCUUGAUCGAUAUGCAACAAUGGAGAAUGUGGCUAAUCAGUUCAAGACACAAUUAGCGGAUCGAUCAAGCUCCACAAUAGCAUUAGUUGAUCAGCUCGUGAACCCCGAAGUAAAGUUAGAAACCGAUGCGAAUCGAAGCUGGCAACAGGAUGCCCGUCGCGCUCGUGAACAGGCGGAUGUCACAGGGGCAGAGCUACAACUGCUGCGCAAUCGACUGGUGCAAGCUGAAACCGACCUUGAGAAGUAUAAAGAGGAGUUAUCCCAGUCUGAAAAGCGUGUGGACCGUUCACGGAGUAAGACCGUCCAGGCCAUGGAAUCGAAAGAAGCGAAGCACGAAGAGGAGACACCGAAAGCAUCCACUCCAGAUGAGACGAAACCUCAAGAGGAACAGGAAGAUGUGCCAAUGGAACCCGCAGAACCCAACCCACCUUUGACUAAUGGGCAUGUUCCUGCGGAAGACAAAGAAAAUUGGGAGCUUCGUGCCAAGGAGCGCGAGUCGGAGUUGCAAAAAGUCAGCGAGGAGCAGAUGCAAUUACGAGAAGAGAUUCGAAGACUGGGUGACAUGGUUGGCUUCCCAUCCCCAGAAGCCAUCACCUCGUCCCACACUUAUCUAGCUUUACUUGCCGAGGCCAAGGAAUGGAGAUCACAGGCAGAGGAGGCACAAUCAUUCACAAAGCCGCUUUUGGAGCGCCUUGAGAAACUGAUGUCGGAACGCACCGAGUUCCACGCGAAGACUGAGGAGGAGUACAAAAAGAGAACUGAUGAGCUGGAGCUUGUUAUUGAGAGGCGACAACAUGACUAUGCUCGCCUGCGGGUGAAAUGGGAGGAGAUUUUCGCCGAAAAGGAGUCAUUGAAAAACCGAGAAAUGGAAAGGCAGAGGAGCACUAGCGAGCUCAAAACACUGGUCACCAGUUGCGAACAAAGGAUCAAUAUUCUGCAAUCCGAGGUCAAGCGUCUCCGUGCGAGAUUGGCUGCACAAGUUGGAGACGCCGAUCUCCUUGCCUUCCUCAUCGGAUCCGGCCCAGACGCCUUUUCUCAGCAAGAGACAACAAAACAACUACUCGAGGCACGGAAGAAGAUAGAGACCCUCGAGACCCAGGCCUCCAUGGACCAGAAGAGUUUCCAGGAUACUCUCGACAAGGCUCGCAAGUUCGAUUCGUUGUUCGGCGCGGACGCUAGUAUUUCGCUCGACCAGAAGACGGUUGCCAGUAAGCUUGCCGCCACCGAGGAAGAGCUGCGUAAAGCAAGACUGAAGAUGCGGGAUGACGAAGUGACCACCGAUGCCCUCUAUUCUGAGAUUGAUCGUAUAUCCGCGGCUUGGGAUAGUCUUGAAAAGCAAAACAAAAGCAAAACGUUUGAGAUGGUGGACUUCGAAGACAAAAUACGAAAGCUGGCGAACGAGAAAGCACAAGAGCAAAGCAAAUAUUUUGCUGAGAAGAAGAACCUCAAGGAGGCCGUCAACCAAUAUGACUCAGCAAUCAAGACCAAUGCAAAGCAGAAACUUGCCAUUGACCACCACAAGGAAAUCGAGAAGAAUCUCGAACAGCAACUAGCUCAACAGCAACUCGCGACGACCAAGGUGGAGGCUGCGCUCUACGACUUGCAAACCCAGUUUAGGUCGCGGGAGACAGAAAUUGCCAAGUCAAAGGGCAUGAAUGCGGAGCUGGAGCGGCUUAAUAACAGGCUUCAACAUCAGAAUAAGGACGGUGGAGUUAUGUUCCUGAAGCAGCACGAAGAGCUCAGAAAGGCGAGAGAGGACUUGAAGGUCGCACAGGAGGAAACCAAGCAGGUGGCGAUGAAGAUGCAAGAUACACCUGUAGUGACAAGUGCUGCAGGCCCUGAGGUGCAGGCAAUGGCGGACGAGAACAGGAAGCUCAAGGACAUCCUCAAGUGCUCCACUUGCCACAAUGACUUCCGCAGCCAGAUCUUGCUCAAGUGCAUGCACACUUUCUGUAAGUCAUGCAUCGAAGCUCGUCUAAAAAGCCGACAGCGGAAAUGCCCUGUGUGCAGUCUCCCUUUUGCACAGUCAGAUGUUCAGACAUUUUACUUUCAGUAG